Panicum virgatum (switchgrass) is the source of this 890-nucleotide messenger RNA. Its product is annotated as protein RICE FLOWERING LOCUS T 1-like. The transcript is spliced from 4 exons. Bases 197 to 715 code for a protein of 172 amino acids. The record is from RefSeq and is a predicted model, not a curated record. NCBI's taxonomy places the organism in Eukaryota, Viridiplantae, Streptophyta, Magnoliopsida, Poales, Poaceae.
CAGGCAGUAACUGCGAUGGCUCAAGUAUCUCAAAAUUCAGAGAAGUGAAUAAGACAUCCCCCCUCAACUCCAAUAUAAAUAGUUCAUACUCAGACUGCAACUGCCUCCAUGUCCACAGAGAGGUAGUUCAGAGAUCUAGCAAGAGCAAUAGCCAAUCAUUAGACGAGAUAUUUCAUCAAAUAUAUUUUAGGCUACAAUGGAUCCUUUGGUUAUGGCUCAUGUCAUACAGGAUGUGUUGGAGCCCUUUACACCAACCGUUCCACUCAGAAUAACGUACAACAACAGGCUACUUCUAGCAGGUGCUGAGCUAAAGCCAUCUGCGGUUUUAAGUAAACCACGAGUUGAUCUUGGUGGCAAUGACAUGAGGGCUUUCUACACCCUGGUACUGAUUGACCCCGAUGCCCCAAGUCCGAGCAAUCCCUCUCUAAGGCAGUACUUGCACUGGAUGGUGAUAGAUAUUCCUGAAACAACUAACAUCAGCUUUGGCAAAGAGCUAGUACUUUAUGAGAGACCAGAGCCAAGAUAUGGCAUCCACAGGAUGGUAUUUGUGCUGUUCCGGCAACUUGGCAGGGGCACAGUUUUUGCACCAGAAAUGCGUCACAACUUCAACUGCAGAAGCUUUGCACGGCAAUACCACCUCAAUAUUGCCGCUGCCACAUAUUUCAACUGUCAAAGGGAAGCUGGGUCAGGCGGAAGAAGGUUUAGGGAUGAGUAGAGACCAUAGAUCCCUGCAUGGUCACACUGGAGCAAUAUCAUCAAUAAUGUGCCCUAUAUUGAACGGCAAUGUACCACAUCUAUAUGCUGCAUGGUAUGUAUUGUAAGCUACUAUUUUAUUGACUUGAAGGAUUGAGAGCUUGAUCUCUUAACGGAAUAUAGCCCAAUUACUAGUA